AUGGAACUGUUAAGGAGCCUUCUCAUUUCACUAUUGCUUCUUUGCUUUACUUCAUCCAUAGUUGUUCUUUCCCAAGAUCCUCAAGCAGGCUUUAUAAGUUUAGAUUGCGGGACUCCCAGGGGCGAAAACUAUACCGACAGCAAAACAGGCUUAAAUUACAUAUCGGAUGCGACCUUCAUCGGCGACAACGACAACGCCGUCGGCAAAAUUGUGUCACCGUAUUACAAGGAUCUUGUCAUCGACAGACAGUUGAUAGCUCUCACCACGUUUCCUCAAGGGAUUAGGAACUGCUACACGUUGCGGCCGGCUCAAGGGAAGCUCAAUAAGUACUUGAUACGGGCUAGAUUCUUCUAUGGAAACUACGACGGCAAUGCCGAUAAACAGCUCCCGCAGUUCGAUGUCCACCUCGGUGUCGAGUAUUGGGACACCGUGAAGUUUGAUCCCAAGUACGAUAUUAUUUCUGUGGACAAGGAGAUCGUGCAUAUUCCUUACUCCGACCUCGUACAUGUGUGCCUUGUCAACACGGGGCUCGGCACGCCCUUCAUCUCCGCCCUCGAGCUCCGCCCUCUCAACAAUUCUAUGUACCCUACUGUUUCCGGCGGAUCUUUGAUGAUGAACAUACGGUUUGAUAUAGGCUCCAUGGCUACACAAGUUCUCAGGUACAAGGACGAUGUGUUUGACCGUAUGUGGGUGCCGUUUACCAUGGCUACUGCUACACCAGUAAACACUACAUCAACCGUGACCGUCAGAAACACAAACUUCUUCAAGGUGCCGCCGGGGGUAAUGAACACGGGACUUGUGCCGUCGGAUCCAACGAAGCCGUUGACGUUCUGGUGGCCGACAAACAGUUCCUCGGAUAAACUCUACAUCUACAUGUCCUUUGCCGAAAUCCAAGAACUUAAACCCAACCAAACCCGAGAAUUCAAUAUCUACCUUAACGGCGAAUUUUACUUUGGUCCCAUUGCGCCGCCGUAUUUGAGGGCUACAACGUUGUUCGGCAAAACACCAGACAGCAAUCGCACUGAGUACCAUUUCUCCCUCAAUAAGACCCAAAACUCCACGCUUCCUCCCAUCAUCAACGCUCUUGAGGUUUAUUACUUGAAAGAAUUCAAUGUACCUCUGACCGAUGACAACGAUGCUGCGGCCAUGAUUAACAUCAAGUCAGUUUAUGGGGUGGGCAAGAAUUGGCAAGGAGACCCUUGUUCUCCGGCGUCUUAUGCGUGGAUUGGUAUCAAAUGUAACUAUCCUGGCUUCAGUCCCCCAAGAAUCACAUCCAUGAAUUUGUCAUCGAGUGGGUUGACCGGAUCAAUAUCUCCUUACAUAUCAGACCUUAAAAUGAUACAAGUCAUAGAUCUAUCCAACAAUAAUUUGACUGGACCUAUACCUGAUUUUCUAUCUCAACUGCCUUCGCUCAGUGUUCUAAAUUUAAGUGGAAACAACUUCUCAGGGCCUGUCCCGGCAAAACUGCUUCAGAAAUCGAAACAAGGAAACUUAACAUUGAGCAUUGAGAGUGUGGGCUCCAGUACGAAUAGCUGCCAAAAUGGUUCCUGCGACGACAAGAAGAAGAAAAACGUCGUCGUUCCGGUUGUAGCAUCGGUGGCCGCUGUACUGCUACUAGUGCUGGCAAUAGUUGGCAUCCUUUUGAUCAUUAAAUGGAGAAAACAAAGAGAAGCAAAAGUUGAUGGUUUACACACCAAGAAUCGACGAUAUAGUUUCGCAGAAAUCAGAGAGAUUACAAACAACUUUGAGAGAGUACUUGGUAAAGGUGGAUUUGGAACGGUUUACUAUGGGAGUAUAGAUGGUACCCCAGUUGCAGUCAAGAUGCUGUCAUCAACCUCAGGCCAAGGCUUCAAGGAGUUUCAAGCUGAAGCCAACGUUCUAAUGAAUGUUCAUCAUAAAAACUUGACGUCCCUUGUGGGGUACUGCAUUGAGGGCACAAACAUUGGGAUCAUCUAUGAAUUCAUGGCCAAUGGAAAUUUACACCAGCAUCUCUCAGCUGGAAACCAUAACGUUCUAAGCUUCCGGGACAGACUCCAAAUCGCUGUAGAUUCUGCUCAAGGUUUGGAGUAUCUUCACCAUGGUUGCAAGCCACCCAUAGUGCACAGAGAUGUCAAGUGCACAAAUAUCCUGCUCAAUGAAAAAUACCAAGCGAAAAUAGCAGAUUUUGGUUUAUCACGAGCUUUUCCAACCGAAAAUGGCACUCAUAUCUCAACAAAUAUUGCCGGCACUCUAGGAUACUUAGACCCUGAUUAUAACAUAACUGAAAAGAGUGACGUGUUCAGUUUCGGUGUUGUUAUUUUGGAAAUAAUCACAAGUCAACCUGCAAUAAUAGGGAAAGCUCCUGACCAAGAACAUAUUACUCAUUGGGUCACAACCACGCUGGAGAAUGGGGACAUUAAGGACGUAGUUGAUCCCAGGUUACUGGGCGAGUUUGACGUUAAUUCGGCUUGGAAAGCUGUGGAGCUUGCAAUGGCUUGUGUGUCUCAAGAUGCCGACCAAAGACCCACCAUGAAUGUGGUUGUGAAUGAGUUGAAGGAAUGUUUGGCAACGGAAAUGGCCAGACAGGGCACAAGUUCACAAAGUUCGAUCAAUAAUUCGUCUAUAGCCACUUUUGACUUAGAAUCUGGGCCCGUGGCAAGGUAGUGGCUCAUCGUCAUAUUCAACUCCGAUUUCAUACUUUAUCAAUUCAAUUUUUAUUUUUUUUACUUGA
Molecule: messenger RNA, 2710 nt
Organism: Ipomoea triloba (trilobed morning glory)
Lineage: Eukaryota; Viridiplantae; Streptophyta; Magnoliopsida; Solanales; Convolvulaceae
Product: probable LRR receptor-like serine/threonine-protein kinase At1g05700
Exons: 12
Coding region: 1-2643 (880 amino acids)
Biological process (GO): protein phosphorylation
Molecular function (GO): protein kinase activity; ATP binding; protein binding
Source: RefSeq, a predicted model, not a curated record